Messenger RNA from Danio aesculapii, 2418 nucleotides. It is a transcript of the gene gna13a, whose product is annotated as guanine nucleotide binding protein (G protein), alpha 13a. The transcript has 4 exons. The coding region runs from base 42 to 1169 and encodes 375 amino acids. Gene Ontology annotation, molecular function: G-protein beta/gamma-subunit complex binding; D5 dopamine receptor binding; GTPase activity. Lineage: Eukaryota; Metazoa; Chordata; Actinopteri; Cypriniformes; Danionidae. Gene Ontology annotation, biological process: adenylate cyclase-activating G protein-coupled receptor signaling pathway; Rho protein signal transduction. The record is from RefSeq and is a predicted model, not a curated record. Gene Ontology annotation, cellular component: heterotrimeric G-protein complex; brush border membrane.
UGCAGUGUGAGUGAUGUAUCCAUGAAGUCGUUACUACAAAGAUGGCGGAUUUCCUGCCCUCCCGGACUGCUAUAGUUUGUAUUCCCAAUUGUCUCCUCUCCAGCGGCGAAAUUGAUCAAAUUAGAAAGUCUAAGGAGAUCGACAAAAGCCUGUCUCGAGAGAAGACUUAUGUGAAGAAACUGGUGAAGAUCUUGCUGUUAGGAGCGGGCGAAAGUGGCAAGUCAACUUUCCUCAAACAAAUGCGCAUAAUUCAUGGGCAGGACUUCGAUCAGCGGGCCAAAGAAGAGGUCCGGGCUACAAUCUACAGCAAUGUUAUCAAAGGUGUUCGGGUGCUGGUGGAUGCCCGAGAGAAACUGCACAUCCCUUGGGGAAACCCUGAGAAUCAGGCUCAUGGGGAGACAGUGAUGGCCUUUGACACUCGCUCAUCCCUGAUGGCUGAAGGAAUGAUGGAAACGAAAGUCUUUUUAAACUUCCUUCCUGCCAUCCGUUCCUUAUGGCAAGACAGCGGUAUUCAGAAUGCAUAUGACAGACGAAGAGAGUUUCAGCUGGGGGAAUCUGUGAAAUAUUUCUUGGACAAUGUGGAUAAACUUGGACAAUUGGACUACUUGCCCAGCCAAAAGGAUAUACUUCUGGCUCGAAAGCCCACAAAAGGUAUCCACGAGUAUGAAUUUGAGAUCAAGAAUGUGCCUUUCAAGAUGGUGGAUGUGGGCGGACAGCGGUCAGAGCGCAAGCGAUGGUUCGAUUGCUUCGACUCGGUGACCUCCAUCCUCUUCCUAGUGUCAUCCAGCGAGUACGACCAGGUGCUCAUGGAAGACCGUCAAACCAACAGGCUCACGGAGUCGCUCAAUAUCUUCGAGACAAUCGUCAACAACCGCGUCUUCGCCAAGGUCUCCAUUAUUCUCUUCCUCAAUAAGACAGACUUGCUGGAAGACAAAGUUAAGACUGUGAACAUCAAGGACUACUUCUCCGAGUUCACAGGGGACCCUCAUAACCUGCAGGACGUGCAGAAGUACCUGGUGGAGUGCUUCCGAAACAAACGCCGGGAACAGCAGCAGAAGCCCCUGUACCAUCACUUCACCACUGCCAUUAACACGGAGAACAUUCGGCUCGUCUUCCGUGACGUCAAAGACACCAUCUUGCACGACAACCUUAAACAGCUUAUGUUAUAAUGAAAGCCUUCAGGAACAUUCCAUUUUAAUUAGGUAUUUACUUUAUUUAAUACAAAGGACAAGUGGUUCAAUACAUAUUGUGGUUGAAGAAGAAACAAAUGGAUAGGAUAAUUUUUUUUGUCGUUUUUGCAUAAUAUUACAGUCAUAUAAUGCAAAGGAUUAGAUAUAAAAGCAACAUUUUUUAAGCUGCUUGUAGCCAUAUUAAAUACGCCAAGGAAAUGGUCCUCAUUUAUUCACCUAAAUGCUGUAACUCUGAUCAUUUACUGUAUGUUUGUGAACACAUUUUAGUUCGGAACUGUUUAACACUCCUAUAACCCAUAAGCUAACACCCCUUAUUUUGGUAAAGCUUUUCAGAUGUUAAAUCUGAACUCAAAGUUAAUGUUACUUUGAACCAAAGAUAUUUGGUUCAAAAACAAGGUGAGCAUUUUUUUUUUUUUGGUGGGGGCGGAGGGUCUGGCUUGGUUGGUCUGGUUAAAGGCCCUUUUGUUGAUAGGAGAACAUAAUUUCACUGCCUUUGUCUUCCAAUAAUCAAAAAGCUGUUUUUAUUGCCCUCAGACAAUAAAACUGUGCAAUUAAGGUACUUUUUAUAUAAAGUACUUAUUUGUCAUUCAUUCGUAAAGGGAAAGUAUAUUUGCCGUUUAAUUUUGUACAGAAUGUAUUUCUGUACAUUCAAUUUCAUUUGUCCUGACAUUUGUAUUUUACACACUAACCUAAUACCGUAUAAUUGUUUUCUGAAAGCCCUGAAAUGUUUAGUUUGUUUAUGAAUUUACUUUUUCGAAUGAGAAAGUGGCCUUGUGUCUCCUGUGUAGGUUAUAGUGGACAGCUUUAGCUCAGGGUUUUUUAAAUGACUGUUAAAGCAGUCCAGAUGGUUUUGUGUAUUGGUUUAAUACAGACAUCAUGUUUUUUUUUUUGGCCCAAUAAAGUCACCUUUGCCUUAAUGUCUGUAGAUCAGCUGAUAGCUGAUUUGAUACAAGCCAAAUUGAAAUGUGUUGAUGGAGAGACUAAGUCUUAAUGUAAUCUUAAUGACAGCAAGCACUGUAAUCUGACUGUUGGUAGUAAAUUGAUAUUAAAUCAGACCUUACAUAAGGUCUUUGUUUAUAAAAUCUGUAAAAAAUUAUUUUGUUUUAUUCAAAAUUCUGUGUGUCUUUGUCAUGGCCAUAAUCAAAUGCUUUUUGUAUAGUGUGCUUUGUUGGUUUUUGGAUCACAUUUGUGUAAUUGUGUUUAUUAAAUCUGAUCAUUUUAUCAGAAA